AUGUUUGAGGCUGCAAAGCCGGGCGUUGACUUUUCGAUUCGCCUCCCGCCCGCCAUCCCUCCCGCGCUCGUCGCCGACUCGGGCCGCAUCCGCCAAGUCCUCCUCAACCUUGCCUCCAAUGCUGUCAAGUUCACCUCCUCUGGCUCGGUCUCUGUCGACGUCGCGCUCGACGCCCUCGAUCCGGGCACCUACCUUCCAGGCUUGCCACCUCAGACCGCCGAUCCUGCCGCAAGCCAGGCGUUCCACCCCAAGCCACCCGACUCGGCGCCGCGCACCGCCACAGACGACUCGGUCGAAUGGAAACGCGUCGUCCCGGCCAAGCUCACAUUCAUCGUCUCGGACACAGGUAUUGGCAUCGCGCCCGACGUUGUGCCACGCCUCUUCUCUCCGUUUGUUCAAGCCGAUGACUCGAUCACACGCAACUUUGGCGGCACCGGCCUAGGUCUCGCCAUCGUCAAGGAGAUUACCUCGCUCUGCGGGGGGAGCGUAGACCUAACUUCGGCCCUCGACGACGGCACCACCAUUACAGCCUCGUUUGUCGUCGGCAUGGUGCCAUCGCCCGAAGACCAGCUCGCACGUACGCUAGGUGACGUCUCGCUGUUGACCUCGGCGCUCACCAUCGUCGUCGGCUCGUGCGCGCGGCUUACAGAAGCACUUCUCGCUCCGCCGAUCUCAAGCAAGUCGGUCACGACCAUUGCCGAUCCUCUUGACGCCCUUGUGGCUCUCCGAGACGCGCCCCAGCCUUACGACCUCAUUGUUAUUGCUCUCGACAACGUCGCCGCCUUUCUCUCGCCGCUCACCUGGUACGAUGCGCCGGCCCUUCUCGCGGACUCGCGCAUCCUCUGCCUAGUCUCGAACACAGCUCUCAUGACGGCGGCCGACUACGCCGCCACAUCGUGUUUGCCAUCGGUCGACUGCCUCGCUGUUGUCAACAGCGCCGAGCCUGUUGUUCAGCUUCUUACUGCUGCGCUCGAUCUCCUCGGCCCGUCCACAAAGCUCAACCAGAGUUGUUCGAGUGAUGUUGACCAGACUUUGCAUGACUUGACGCCCUCGUAUCUCGCUCUCGGCUCCAACGUGUUGUUGACCGACAUGUCGAGCUACUCUGGUGACAAUCAGCUCGGGACGUCGCCUGAACAAGACAUGCCGGCCGAGACGCCAGGGCUGCGUUGCGACGUCGACUUCAUGCCGACGUCAAAACUCCGUUUACACCGCAAGUCGUGUACACUCCAUCGCUGGCCACUCCUCUUUCUGCCUCUCCUCACGUUGUCCUACCUAGUGUCGCGCCCGAAGAGCGGCUUUGGUCGCUUGUCGACGCGGUGA
Molecule: messenger RNA, 1320 nt
Organism: Thecamonas trahens ATCC 50062
Lineage: Eukaryota; Apusomonadida; Apusomonadidae
Exons: 1
Coding region: 1-1320 (439 amino acids)
Biological process (GO): phosphorylation
Molecular function (GO): transferase activity, transferring phosphorus-containing groups
Source: RefSeq, a predicted model, not a curated record